AAAACUUCAGAUCAAAAUAAAUGACAAAUAAAAAAAAUGUAGAUAAAAUUAGUUGUGUGAUUUUCAAUAAAAUAAUUUAAUAUCUCCUAAGUAUCAGUGCAUCAAACCACACAAAUAUCAAACAGACUUCGUUAAAUUAAUAUGGUUUGGAGAAUCUCUCGUGAACGUAUCUGCAGUCUUAGCAAGCUACACAGGCUGCACGAUGAAAUGGUGUCGCGGGAUUUUUGCAAGACCGAAUGGACGAAACCUAAGCACGUCAACAAGCCAUACACCGAGCACCGCAGCGAUUUGCCGCUGGUCGUCCAAAACGACCCUAAACAUACACACAUACAUAAAUCAGCUGGGUACGUCGAGCUGUGGAAAGCGUGGUUUACCAUAGAACAUGAACUCACCAAUGCUUUCGCGAAAAACUUGAACUUCUUCACAACAACUUGCUUGUGUAACCAUAACAAAAACGAGGGCACAAUAACCGAUAACAGUAAAGAGAACAAAUAUCAAGUUUCUAAUGAUGAAAGCACAACUAUACGGCACGUAGAUACGAUAUUACGGACAUAUUCUGAAUUGCUAGCAACGAUCACGUCACCGACGGUCGAGGAAUCUAGCUUGGUCAUGAAGGAAGAAAUAAAUCCGGAAGAAAGAUUAGUAUCCGCUACGCUAAAUGCAACAACAAGGAAUUUACAAGAAGAAAAGCUUGCACAGAAAUUAGAAACCAUUGAUGAGGUACCACUAGUCGAGGCUGAACCCGAUAUCAUUAAACCGCCACAAUCCUCAGGACCGGCUGUAAUUAACAUUUCUAGUUCCUAUGAAGACUCUGCCAAGCAUUUAGACUCUCAGGUUGGAGAUGACGCUGAGAGCGAACCUUUAAUGCAUUGCCAAGAGGAACAAUCUACUACAAACCUCAUUAACAAUUAUUUCGAAAGAGAAGAUUGCAAAAAGAAUAACUGGAAUGAUCUAAUCUCGCUAAACGGCGUGCCAGAUAUCAUCAAAGACGACGAGGAACUGUCUCUUAUGGAUUUAAUGAAACGCGUACGUGAGAGAAAUCGGUUGCUCCGCUGUCGCGAUAUAGAGCGUCAACUGAAUGCCUCCAGAGCGGAUCAUUCCGAUACCAGUUUCCCGCAGCACCAAAACGUUCCAUCGCCACCUGGAUGGGCCUGGCCCCAUGGUAAUCCAUUCAUGCCUGGGCAGCAUUCUCCAAUGUAUCCUCAUGUUGCGAACCCGCAUCCCCGCAAGGCAGAACCUUUGACCCCUGACAACCGGCCAGGGAGUCCAGGCUAUAACAGAGCGACUGAAGUGAGUCCUUUGAACCUGGCCCUGUAUCUUGGUCCUUUGGUUACUGUUUUGAGAAACGCCAUUAUCUUAUUUCCUAUCCUGACAGCGAGUCUCAUCCCUAAGAAUUUAGCGACUGACAAAGAACAGGGCAUUGAUGUUUGCGUGUUGCUUUCUAGCCAUGAGAAAGAAUCGGAAAAGGAUUAG
Molecule: messenger RNA, 1473 nt
Organism: Cydia fagiglandana
Lineage: Eukaryota; Metazoa; Arthropoda; Insecta; Lepidoptera; Tortricidae
Exons: 3
Coding region: 142-1473 (443 amino acids)
Source: RefSeq, a predicted model, not a curated record